AUGGUGGUUCAGUACUCAACGCCCCAAAGCGAGUUUGUUCCAACAUCCAAGAAUCCAUAUGAGGACAUGAGCUACAAUGAUUGGUCCAUCCUGAUCGAUGCAGCCAUAUCCACACAGGGCAAAUUGGAUGACGUGGACAACGGCAACAAUAGCAUCAGCUCCAACAAUAGCAAUAUCAAUAGCAACAACAGCAACAAUAGCAACAACAACAACAACAACGUCACCAUCAGCAGCAACAGUGGCAACACAGAGGUGAAGGUUGAGAUCAAUACAGAGGCGGACCAGCACCCUCCAAAGGAGUCCGCCAACAAUGUCGCCACCACCAACAACAACAAUAUAGACGACAAUACAAACCAUACUCAUCCGCUGUGUAGUGGCGACACAACAGUCAGUGACAACGGUAGUAUCAGUCAUACAAACAUCACCAACAUAGAUAGCAACAGUUGUAGCACCGACAUCAACAACAACAACAACAAUAAUAGUAAUAGUAUCAACAACAACAACAAUAAUAACAACAAUAUCCUUCUGUGUCCUAUCCUAAAGAAGAGUAACCCAAACAACUCAUUCGUAGGAUAUGAGAUAUCAAAGUUGCCACUGAGAAAGAGACACUUGGUGCCAGAGAGUGCUUACUACAACAUUCACCAGUGUCUGGCUUCACCGCAGUCACCUCCAACACCUAAACAAUCAUCAACACAUCUGUUUGGUGGUAGUGGUAGCGGCAACAGUUUGAACGAAGCCCAGGAGCAGCGAGUGCCCUCCCCCAACACAAAGAAGGAGGUUGUCGUCCAACAGCAACAGCAUCAACAGCAGCAACAACAGGUGACCGUCAAACCACCCGCCAAACCAACAGAGGAGGACGAGGUCGAUGUCGAGGGUGUAGACGAAGAGUUCUUUGUAGACAAAUCUCUAAGCUAUGAUACCCAACAUAGGACUGUCGUUGAGUCCGUCACACCGCCACUGACGUCGUCCAACGGUGUCCAGCAGCAGCCCACUCCAAUCAAAGUUGCCGAGAGCACGCUGGUCAAGGUGGAGAGUGACCAGGAGAUGGAGGUGGACAUUCUGGUAGACGACGAGGAGAGCAGCAACAGCAGCAGCAGUCACAGGAGCAAGGGAGAGAACACACCAGUCAAGAAGGAACACAGUCACCAUCAUCACAGCCACCACGAUGGCAGCCACAAGAAGAGGUCCAAGCACCAACGGUCCAGACACAGCCACAAGAAGGUCAGGCGGGAGAAGGAGCGUCCGGCCUCAUCAGGGUCCGACACCGCCAUGUAUGAAUCCGAGUCCGAUUCGGUUUCCGACGAGGAGGAGGAAGACUCUGGUGACAACAGACUGUACUGUGUCUGUCGCAAGAAGUACGAUUCCAACUCAUUCAUGAUUGCAUGCGACAAGUGCGACGAGUGGUACCACGGCGAGUGUGUCAACAUCUCGGAGAAGGACGCCAAGAAGAUCGACCGAUACGUGUGCAUGAAGUGCAAGAAGAAGGACAAGCACAACAGUGGCAGUCACUCCUCGAAUAAUAAUAAUAGUAGUAGCAGCAACAUCACCAGCAGCAACAACAACAUCAACAACAAUAGUAACAAUAGUAACAAUAGCAACAACCACAAUCACAACAAUCACAACAGUCACAACAACAAUAGCAACAACAGCAGCAACAAUAGCAACAACAGAGAUAGUAUACCUCCCGCCUCACCAAAGGUGACACCUUCACAGCCCAACUUGACAAACUCGCCACUUCUGCAGAGUAGCGAUUACAAACAUUAUUUAUCAACAAGCAACAACACCUCACCAACACACAGUAGCAACAGCAACAACCCUUCACCGACAUCGUCCUCCUCCUCUUUACCCUCUUCUAAACCUGACGUUCGAAGAUGCUCUUACUCCAAGUGCUCAGGCUUCACCAGCGGCCCAUCCAAGUACUGCUCCAAGGAGUGCGGCGUGGCCAACGCCAAGGAGAUCAUCAACAAGAACCCAUCGAUUCAGCGUUCCGUUUUAUCCGCACCCAACUCUCCACCCAACAGUACAGUCGCACCUGCACCCGCACCCGCGGCCGGCACUGCCACAGCCUCCACCACCAAGUCUUCUCCGCCCGUCUCUGACAGUAAUCCACUGACCCAGAAGCUGAUGUCGACGUCCAACUGCGACGACAUUAGCAAGCUGAAGGAGAUCUCGCAGAAACGAUCCGAGAUCGAGACCAAGCUGAAGAAGCUGGAGAAGAAGAGCUCAGAGUUUGAAAAGACCAUCCAGAAGACCAAGUUCCGAGCAGAGUCUGCAGAAUUGUAUAAUAAUAUCAGUACCAAAGGCAACAUUGAUGGCCCCAACUCGACACCGCCGACCCCCAAGCCCAACAACUCGCCGCCAUCCAUCACGCCUUGUGUCUUUCCUCAGAAAGAGUCAGCCACUGGCAUAUGCGGCGUAUUGAACUGUACAGAGCAUCCCAACUGGGAGAAGAAAAAGAGAGAGUUCUUUACCAAGGAACAGUCAUUAUAUACCAAGGCCCUCAGAGAUAUCGCUUUAGAAGAGAAACAAAUCCAUCAGAGGAUAGCCAGGCGAAACAAGAUUGCCAACAUGUCCUUCCCCGUUGGUUGUGAGACUGGCUCCUCUUCAGACUACUGA
Messenger RNA from Acytostelium subglobosum LB1, 2616 nucleotides. RefSeq lists its product as hypothetical. Gene Ontology annotation, biological process: positive regulation of DNA-templated transcription. Lineage: Eukaryota; Evosea; Eumycetozoa; Acytosteliales; Acytosteliaceae. The coding region runs from base 1 to 2616 and encodes 871 amino acids. The record is from RefSeq and is a predicted model, not a curated record. The transcript has 3 exons. Gene Ontology annotation, cellular component: Set1C/COMPASS complex.